Molecule: messenger RNA, 1877 nt
Organism: Liolophura sinensis
Lineage: Eukaryota; Metazoa; Mollusca; Polyplacophora; Chitonida; Chitonidae
Product: probable E3 ubiquitin-protein ligase MID2
Exons: 7
Coding region: 142-1272 (376 amino acids)
Molecular function (GO): zinc ion binding; ubiquitin protein ligase activity
Source: RefSeq, a predicted model, not a curated record
CAUUUGCGGGUUGUUCAGGCCUAGUUGGACUAUUUUACCAUUGAAGAUUCUGAGUAUGACAUUGGCAUAGCUAAGGCUGUAUGUUAGAUGUGAACGCUGUCAUACACACUGGUUUAGAAAUCAUCACUCUGAUUAGUCACAAUGGCAGCGUGGAUGGGUAAUGACAUGAGAGAGGAACUGACGUGUUUUAUUUGUCGUGAUCAGUUACGGUCACCUGUCUUUCUCACUUGUGGGCACACAUUUUGUCUGGGCUGCCUAGACGACUACCAUCUGGACCGUCCGGGUCCCAUAUUGACGUGUCCUUCUUGCCAUGCACACACCAGACUGCCCCCAGAGGGAGUAAAAGGGUUACCUGUGAACCACGCCCACCUGCGGCUGUUGGAAAAGCGGACAGCACUUAGAAGGGUGCCCUGUCUGGUCUGUGAAGCCAUCCCACCACGAGAUGCCGUGAAGAGCUGCUUACAGUGUAAGCUGUCGUACUGUGCACCCUGUUUAGAGCAGCUUCACCCGAAUCGGGGGAACUUAGGGCAGCACGAGCUGACCGAACCACGCCUCUCCCUGGAGGAGAGCCCAGGGGAACUGUGCCCAGCUCACGGGGAGAAGUUGUCCCUGUACUGUCGGGACUGCAACAAGCCAAGCUGUCUGGUGUGUGAGAAGAUCGGAAGACAUCAGCAACACCGCCUUCUCGACCUGGAAACUGCCUACCAACACAUACAGGUGGAAAUACGAGGAAAAUACAAUUAUCUAUAUUCAAGAUUGGCAAAAUCCAAAGGUGAUUUGAGAAGGUUGGAUCAUAUCUUGAAAACACAACAGAGAAUCGUGAACCAAUUUCAACGUCACGUGAACGAGUCACAUGACAAGUUGAUGGACGUCAUCGCUGAGCGGAAAUCCUCCAUACUGAACAAAACCGGUCAAAAAAUGGAGGACUUUGCUAAUCGAGUCAUCAGCAAUUCUCUGGCAAUACGGAACAGCGUGGAGGAUAACGAACGCUGCUUCACUUUACUCUCGGAAACGUUGUCUGAGAGUAACCAUCUAAAAUUUCUAGAGACUGCACCGGCAUUGAAAUUGAGACUUGACAUGGCUAUACGACUGUCCCAUCAAACGGAACGGAACACCUCCCACGUCUCUCUGCGGACGGAAGACAUUUGUUCAGACAUAAUACAGCGGGGGUUUUACACGAUCACCAUCUCCGAUAACAUCCGGAAGGACGACCACGUCACAAUCAAGGUCAAGGACGGACAGCUGGCCAACUCCACAUGUACAAUGCAGUGAAUGACCUUCAUGUAGGCUUACAUGAAGGCCGUCGAUGUUGGUGGAUUGAGCAGAUUUACAACAACGUGUCAAAGAUUUAAUCUGAAUUUAAUGGACAGAUAGAAACAAGAUUAUAGGACUUAUCCAGCGGGUUCACUGUGCUAUGCUGUCACCAUGGGACAGACAGUGACUAACGGUUACAGUGAACACGUGAAAUAAAUGGUCAAUCUUACAGCGAUAUACAUGUACCAUCAUGAGUUUCGUCGAGGAAGAAGUUUUUUCAUGUGUUCAGAAGUGGUACAUGCGUAUAGGGAGGUAAUUCGAACACACGGAUUAGUAACCAUCUGCAGUCUGUACCCAGUAUCAUAAUUACUGUUGCAAAAUAAAAAAAUGUUGCAAACUGAGCCUGAAUUUCAGAUAUACACAUUGGUAAACUACUCUUGCAUUAGUAAAAACGGAGAUGUCAAGGCAUCUUCACGUACCGGGUAAAUUUUAGGUGUUACCUGAGCUUUCGGUCUUCAUCCCGUGGUCUUUGUCAAGAUGGUCGAAAGCUCAUGCCACAAUUCGAAUUUCCCGCAUACGUGGAGAUGCCUUGACCUCUUUAAUAUUACCGUUGACCUCACUAC